Molecule: messenger RNA, 426 nt
Organism: Cyanidioschyzon merolae strain 10D
Lineage: Eukaryota; Rhodophyta; Bangiophyceae; Cyanidiales; Cyanidiaceae
Exons: 1
Coding region: 1-426 (141 amino acids)
Source: RefSeq, a predicted model, not a curated record
AUGGAGAACUUGCUCCGCCGGGCCAAGCUCUGGAACGUGCCUGAGGGUGACGAGUGGCGCCUCGAAACGUGUCCAACGUGCAACGGCAAGGGUUUGAUUAUUUGUCCGUGCUGCCACGGGCGGGGCAAGUGUCUCUCGCUUGUGUUGUUUGUGAAUAUGGAUACGCCGUGUUUGCUGUGCUUCGGAAACCCAGAGGUGACGUGUGGCAACUGUGAAGGCAACGGUAAGUUCGUCGUGACUCCUGACGGCCGGUACUGGUGCAAGCCGCCCAAGUAUCGACGGAAACCGCCUCCGGGUGUGUCGAGCUGGAACUUGUUCGCGAAUAUCCGGUUUCCGACGCAGGAACUGCCGCCCGAAGUCGCUAACGCCAUCCGAGGUUUGAAGUUCGACGUUUUCGGUCAGGUGAUCAAGCGCACCAGUGAAUAG